Mitosporidium daphniae is the source of this 2379-nucleotide messenger RNA. RefSeq lists its product as uncharacterized. Gene Ontology annotation, molecular function: protein binding; hydrolase activity. Lineage: Eukaryota; Fungi; Microsporidia. The transcript has 6 exons. Bases 1 to 2379 code for a protein of 792 amino acids. The record is from RefSeq and is a predicted model, not a curated record.
AUGUCAGCCCCGAAAUUUUUUAAUCAGCGCCAACAUUUUAAAUCAAUUUAUCAUCGAGUCAUGAACCUUGGGGCAAGACAAAGCUCCAUCAAUAACGGGGUUUCCGGACUCAUACUAUGCUUCCUGAUUUCUUGUAUAGUCCUUUUAAUUUAUUGUCUUCAUCUCUACAUAUUCAAAGAAUGCUUCGAGAAUUCUAAAACUUUCUGGGAUAAUGCACCUGCAAGACAUGUCGAUAAAGCAGCUAGGCCUUUCCAGAAAAGCGAGCCGCUUUCUAAAGAUGAUGUGAUUUGGUUUUUACACGUCUCUGAUAUCCAUAUUUCCAAGCUCUCUUCAAGGUCAUCGGACCAUUUUUUAUCCUUUGUUGACAAUAUCCUUCCUACGGUGAAUCCAUCCUUCGUUUUAGCUACUGGCGAUUUGACCGACGGUAAAUUCAAAGGGACAAUAAAAACAGGCCAAGUUCUUGAGGAAUGGAAGUUCUACUACGACACUCUGAUGUCGAGAAAAAUCAACUCAUCAAGGUGGAUAGAUUUGCCUGGUAAUCACGACAAGUUCGAUGUUGCUGAUCAUCGAAAGAAUUUUUAUUCCUUGUUUGGUUUGCAGGCAAAUUACGAUCAAAUAUUACAUACAGUUAGCACAAGGAUCGGAGACAUCAAUAUUUUAUCCCUUGACGCAAGGCCAUACAUGGAUCGACUAGAGAAAGCUUUAAAUUCUCCCAAAAUCCAAAACUCUGAUCCCUUAAAAACAAUUGCAAUUUGCCACUAUCCACUUUGUACGAUGACUUUUUCGCAAAGCUCUCUGGGUACCCCAUUUUCGACUUUGACAAAAAAGAUUUCUUUAUACCUUUCCGGUCACCUGCACAAUUUAAUAUUUGGAUUGGGAGACGAUCUUACUACAAUUCACAAUACUGGAUUUACCGAAAUUGAGGUCGGCGAUCUUCAAGCUCAUAAGCAAUUUAAUUUAUACUCCAUGACGAGCCGAAACACAUUUUCUUGGUCUUCCCAUACGAUUGAAGAUAAAAUCCUAUUGCAUGUGAUAUCUCCCAAAAGCUCCCGCUUUGUCCUCACUGAUCGUGAAUCAAAUUGGAUUGGUAGAGAUGAAAACGGCAAUCUUCUCGUCGAUCUGCUUUUGUUUCCCGUUCAAAAUACAUCAAUUAGUCAUUUGACAAUAACAAUUGAUGGCAAUUCUAAAACUAUACAGUCCCAUGAGAUAACGCUUCCUUUUUUUACAUAUUCUUUUGAAGGUACUCGUAAUAUAAAUUCUGAACAGUCGCAUGCUCUUCUUGUUACGGCAGUUCUUGAUGACAAUUCGACAGUAUCGAUGGGACAUUCUUUUUCAUUAUGCUUUGAAAAUGGCUUCAUAUAUGAUACUGUUGGCUCCAAAAUCAUGUCAUUUCCCUUUGUGUCGUUCUUUAAAGCGCUAUAUUGGAUCAGCUAUUCUCUGGUGCUGUUGUUCUUUGGAGCAUUUAUAUAUUUCUUAAUACCUCAUGGCCACGGUGUCUACUGGACAGCUGUUGGCAUAUUGCUAGGAACAAACAGCGACACCAUGCCACUGCAUUCUGCAGAGUCCUUUGAGGGGUUUUUGUUGUUCCAUAAAAUUCAUCUAUUUGCUUCCGAAAAUCCCAAUGUGCGAGUAACUGAUGUUCACAUUGGCUUUGGCCAAUGGCAUGACGCUGUCUUGUACGUUGCAACGUCCGAUUCGUCGUGCAUGCUUUGCAUCGAUGCACUGGAGACCAUGGUUAUUUCGGGUGCCUUUGACGGAGAUAUUUUUGUAUACCUGCUUGAGGGCAUGGAAAAUUCGGCCUCUCCCUUUGCAUUGAAAGGCCAUGCUUGUGCAGUAAACUCCCUUUCCAUCACGGGCCAGUCGCCCUUUUUGGUUUCUGGAGAUGAAUCUGGAUGUAUUUUUGUUUGGGAUCUCGUUAACAAACUUAAAAUCAGGACGUUCAACUACCCGGGGACAGGGUUGUCGUUUACACAAGUGAGCAUAAAAUCCCCAUUCCUUUUGAAUCCUCCUCAUGAGGGCUAUCAAUUUCCCUUGAUCAGGCCUUUUCAACGCACACUCGCAUCUGCCGAAGAAAGGCACAAUGUGUCCUGUUAUAUUUCAAGCACCUCUACCAGGGAACGAAAGUCCUCCGCAGUGGCACCAAAUCAGUGCACAGAGGACGUUAAAACCCUAGCUAACACUUACAAGAAUCUUAUAGGAAAUUUUUUUGAUAUCAUUAACUCACCGAGGCUUCGAAUCUUUGCUUGUGUCUCUUCACCAAUGCCUUUUGCUCAGCAGGCGUUUCGCCAGGCUCUCCCUUGGCAGCUUCCUUUAGCAUUAGUAGGAACCGAUUUAGAACAUCCAAUUUAUUUCCCUCCUGCGUUCUGCAUUUCUCACUAA